AUGCAGACUCGUCCACCGAUUCCCAACCCUGAAGACUACGGCAUCGACCUUCGCACAGGCUUCGUGCCCAGCCAGUCUGUAGAAUUGCCAGCAUACUACGCGCCAUGGCGCGACUUGUGUUCGAAGAUGCCGGAACUUCUGCAGAAGCAGACGGCCCGCUCGGCGAUCGAUGCUCUCGACAUCCUCGACACCAAGCACCUGGCCACGCUCGCACACUGGCAACGGGCUUACAUCCUGCUAGGCUACCUCAGCCAAGCAUACAUCUGGCAAGACAGAAGCAUACCAUCGUCCACCGUCCCAGCCAGCGUCGCGGACCCGUUCCUCAAAGCCUGCGACCAUCUCGGCAUGCAGCCGGUGCUGAGCUACGCCGGCUCAUCACUGUGGAAUUGGGAACCCAAUGGCAGACACCACGACGAGAACCACCACACCAGCGGCACCGCAGCCUCCUCGUGUCCAGACCUCGCAGACUUCAGCACGAUCAAAUGCUACACCACAUUCACCGGCACUCGGGACGAGGACUCCUUCAACCUCGUUCCGUCCAUGGUCGAAGCCGAAUCCGGCCGCCUCAUCCCUCUCCUCUUGAACGCGCUCGACCUAGUACACCAGCACCAAGUCCAGCAGAAACAGCAACAGCCUGGCGUCUUUCUCCACCUCCUCCCGGUCCUGGAAGAAUGCACAAGGACAUUAACCAAGAUGCACGAGAUCCUCUCCGUCCUCUUUGACAACUGCGAUCCGUCCGUCUUCCACCAAGACAUCCGACCCAUGCUCGCCGGCAGCGCAGCCGCCGAGGACAAAGGCCUCCCUGCCGGCGUCACGUUCCAGUGUAGUGACGGGUCUCGAGUCGUCGCCAAAUGCGUCGGCGCUAGUGCCGGCCAAAGCGCGUUCUUCCAGUUCCUUGACCACAUGUUCGGCGUCCAGCACGAGUCAAAAUUCCUCGUCAGCAUGCGCGCCUACAUGCCCCGACAGCACCGUGAGUUCCUUGGCGCCGUGGAAAAGCUGCCGUCGCUCCGCGACAUCAUCGAUGCUCGCUCACCAACACCGACAACAACAACAACUACCGACCGAGAUCAGACGCUGGUCACGGCCUUCCACGCAGUGCUUGAAGCGUUCCGACUGUUCAGGACGAGACACAUCGCCAUCGUUUCAAGGUACAUUGUACAACCCGUUGCCGCUGAAGCGAGGAGACUUCGUGCAGAAGGUAAACCCACCACAGAAGCACGAGGCACCGCUGGCUCGAAACCCGUUCCCUUUUUGAAGCAGUACCGCGAUGAGACAGUGUUGCGAUGA
Exophiala spinifera is the source of this 1287-nucleotide messenger RNA. RefSeq lists its product as uncharacterized. The transcript has a single exon. The record is from RefSeq and is a predicted model, not a curated record. Gene Ontology annotation, cellular component: cytoplasm. Gene Ontology annotation, molecular function: metal ion binding; heme binding; indoleamine 2,3-dioxygenase activity. Bases 1 to 1287 code for a protein of 428 amino acids. Lineage: Eukaryota; Fungi; Ascomycota; Eurotiomycetes; Chaetothyriales; Herpotrichiellaceae. Gene Ontology annotation, biological process: 'de novo' NAD+ biosynthetic process from L-tryptophan.